Molecule: messenger RNA, 1864 nt
Organism: Owenia fusiformis
Lineage: Eukaryota; Metazoa; Annelida; Polychaeta; Sabellida; Oweniidae
Source: the annotation of a GenBank genome assembly
AUGGAGGAUGAAGCGUCGUCCCCGAAUGAAAAUCCAGGUGGAUUCAAUGGAGAUACCACUGAGAAUGGCAUGGAGAAAGCAUUGAAUUUAGCCAUACAGGAUACUAGGACACUGGCUGGGGUGAGCCAGGCCCAGGAGACUGCCACUGCUGCCACUGUACAACCCACCAUGGUGCUAGGACAGGGGGGUGCACAGAUAGCAGGAUCAGCGGGUCUACAGUUACCUGUUAAUCUUUCACAGCAGCAACAACCCACUCUCAUUGUACAGAACCAGUUUGGACAAACGAUUCCAAUAGCAGGACUACCCCAAGGUGUGCAGUUAACUCCAACACAAAUACAACAGCUCCAAGAACAGUUACAACAACAGACUCAGCAAUUACAACAAACCUUGCAGCUUGCACAACAAGCCCAACAGCAGCAACAACAAAACCAAGCUGCAUCUACAACUGCUGUCAGUCAGAGUCAGCCUAUCCUGGUCCAGGCACCAGUAGCAGCUUCAGGCACUACCAGCUCCCCCACCCAGGGGACCACCCUACAAGCUAUGUCUCAGCUAGGCCAGCAACUCCUGCUGAUUAACCCCUCACAGUUGGGGGGCCUCGGGGUGGGGCAGCCACAGUUUGUUCAACUUCCAAAUCAGGUUUUUCAACUUGUCUCUCCAAGCAAGGUUCAGACAACUCAACAACCUCAAACAUCGACUCCCAAAACAACACAAGUGCAGAUAGCUCCAAGUCCUGCCCCUUUGACCAUACAACAGCAGAAACCCACCAAUUUAAGCUUUGUACAUCCUAGAGAACCCGCAACAUCUGUAUCAAGUAUGCAGUUUACAGCAUCUAGCCAAGGCACCAUGGCACAGGAUCAGCCACUGUCCCUUACACUGAACAGUGAACCUGAGGAAGUCUAUGACCUGGAGGAGCUGGAAGGAUUUGCUAAAUCAUUCAAACAGAAACGAAUCAGGCUUGGUUUUACUCAAGGAGAUGUUGGCCUCGCCAUGGGAAAACUUUAUGGAAAUGACUUCAGUCAAACCACCAUAUCUCGAUUUGAGGCUCUGAACCUCAGCUUUAAAAACAUGUGUAAGCUGAAACCAUUAUUACAGAAAUGGCUUGAUGAUGCAGAUUCUAUGACUCAAAAUCCUGCGGCUCUCUCAACUUCACCCGGGAGUCUUACCCCCGAUCCAUUCGGUGGCCGAAGACGGAAAAAACGCACAAGUAUUGAUUCUUCUAUCCGGAUUGCUCUUGAGAAAGCAUUUUUACGUAAUCCUAAACCAAUGUCUGAGGAGAUUCAAAUGUUAGGUGAUGGAUUGAAUAUGGAGAAAGAGGUUGUGCGAGUUUGGUUUUGUAAUAGACGUCAAAAAGAAAAACGCAUCAAUCCUCCGACCCCAAUGUCACUACCAACGACAUCUAUCAGCUAUUAUAACCCACUCUCAGAGACAACUAAAUCCCCGACUUCUCAAAGUUUAACGAUACCAUUUGGUAGUUUGACAAGUAUCGUGAACCAAUCACAGGGUGGCCAGGCCUUGACUGUCACAUCGACUCCUAUGAAGUUAACCACCGUACCAGCUGAAUUACAAAGUUCAAUUAACCCUACAUUGACAAUGGCUUCCCAGGGAAUAAAUAACACACAACAACUUAGUCUUAAUCAGACUGCACAGCCAUUAACACUCAUUGCAACCAAUGGGACCUCACAACUUCAGAAUUCAACUUGAAAUACCAAGAACCAAAUUGGAACAUGUUUAAUUCAACCUUGUGAUAUAGGGACAAAGAAAUCUUGACAUGGGAAUUGUCGAUUAAAUGGCUUUUUAAACACUUUCAUUCUAUAAAAGUAUAAACAGCAAACACUCAUCUCUUGUCUGUUUUCAUUAGUAAUAC